AUGACUACCCGAAGGGAUAAUUAUUUCAUAGAUACCUCGGCCGUAACUGAGGAGGCCGGAGGGGAAGAUUCUGUGAGGGAUGCGUACCAGACCACAAGAGUACACUACGCAGAGCUCAGAGUUCGGCUAACAGCUACAAAGGUAGAAGUCUCCAAGGUCUCUUCAGUCAACGUCGAGUAUGAUUCUCCUUGA
Molecule: messenger RNA, 192 nt
Organism: Morchella sextelata
Lineage: Eukaryota; Fungi; Ascomycota; Pezizomycetes; Pezizales; Morchellaceae
Exons: 1
Coding region: 1-192 (63 amino acids)
Source: RefSeq, a predicted model, not a curated record